Botrytis porri is the source of this 1032-nucleotide messenger RNA. RefSeq lists its product as uncharacterized. The coding region runs from base 1 to 1032 and encodes 343 amino acids. Gene Ontology annotation, biological process: triglyceride catabolic process. NCBI's taxonomy places the organism in Eukaryota, Fungi, Ascomycota, Leotiomycetes, Helotiales, Sclerotiniaceae. The record is from RefSeq and is a predicted model, not a curated record. The transcript is spliced from 3 exons. Gene Ontology annotation, molecular function: triacylglycerol lipase activity; sterol ester esterase activity. Gene Ontology annotation, cellular component: cytosol.
AUGCCCCUCAAGUCGGACAUUCAAAUUAACGUUGCAAAGUUUGAGCCAAGCAAUACAUCAGCAGGUACAGCUAAAGCUAAUGAGGAUUUGAUCAACUUGCUGAGGGAUGGUCCGAAAUGGUUUGAGACGGGUGCUUCAAAAUAUCGGGAGAUGAAGAAUGCAGGGGAAACACCUAUUCCGAAGCCUAAACUCUUACCAGAUGGUCUCGACAUAGAAAUCCCUUCUCGUGAUAGUGAUCGAGGGAUUCCUUGUCGUUUAUUAUAUCCAUCUUGGCGCAAAACCGUCGAGGAACGAAAGAAAACGAGAGCAAUUGGAUAUCUUAUACAUGGGGGUGGAUGGGUUCUUGGUGAUCAACAUUCUGCCGAUAUUCUCCUCCAAUUUCAUGCUGAUGCUGGAGAUCUGGCUAUCGUAUCAGUUGGUUAUAGACUUGCUCCUGAAUAUCCUUUUCCAUGUGGUCCGAAUGAUUGUAUUGACGUUGGAGAGUACUUGGUUAAGAGAGGAGAAGAAAUUUUUGGUAGCUCAUUGAAGUUGAUUGGGGGAGAGAGUGCAGGUGCUAAUUUAUCCUUACUUGUCGCUUUCCAUCUCCUCAAAAACCUUCCCGAUUUUAAGUUGUCCGGGCUAGUUCUUCAUUGCGGUAUAUACGAUCUCACAAUGCUCCCUCAAUGUCAAAACUUUGUUCGUGCCAAUUUAAUACUCGACCACGCCCUGAUGCGAAAAUUCGUUGAUGCAUUCCUUCCAGGUAUGUCUGAUGAAAAGAAGAAAGAUUCUCUCGUAUCCCCAUACUAUGAAGAUCUCGGGAGGUUCAGAGGAAGAUUACCAAGUGCCCUUUUUACAUGUGGUACGGAAGAUCCGUUGCUAGAUGAUUCGGUGGCAAUGGCUACAAAGUGGAUGAUGAUGGGUGGGGAAGCUGUUAUUAAAAUUUAUACGGGUGCGCCACAUGCGUUUAUUAAUAUGAAGGAUAAAUUGAAGGAAGCAGUGGAUGCACAAGAGGAUACGAAGAUCUGGAUAAAGGAUUGUUUGGCGAACUUGUGA